AAGGCAAGAGUAGUUUAAGCAAUUUCAAAGAAUUGGCAUACCAAAAACCUACCACUUCUGUCGUAGCAAAGAAAAGGAAGAACCCUCCUGAUAGCAAAACUACAAAUGGUACCAGUAGUGGAAAACAAAAGGGGGCGAAAUCGGAGCCCAUGGUUCCCUCAAAGAAGUUUCGAACCACCAAUGCGGAAUCUGAGUCGAACAGUGAAGAAGAUGAUUACAUCCACAAGUUUUUCGCGGAUGUGAAAGAAGACGCAGCAGGAACGGAAGAAAUGUAUACAACCGAAGAAGAGUCCGAGGUGGAAGAAACAUCUGAAGAUGAUAGCGAUGAGGAGGAAGAGGAGGAUAAUGAUGAAGAAGAACCGAUGCCGAUUGAGGCCUUGAUAGAACGCUACGGGAAAAUGCGUGAUGUUAAGAAAAAACAACACCUCAAGGCAGCAGCAGAAAAGAAAUCACCAACGGCUCUUAAGAAAAAUACGUCUACUACUUCUAUGAACAGUUCGGCAGGAUGGAUUGAGGAGGACAAUGACCAAGAUCUGCAGUACGAAUCUGACGGCGAAGGUGCAGAUUCGGGGCAGGGGGUGAAGCAGAAGUCGCCAUCGAAUGGUAAUGUGACUUCCAAUGGAAAAGCUUACGCAACUAGUGCGAUCAAAAAGCAUAAUACUACAUACGGUAAUGAGCAGCAGGAUUAUGAUGAAGAUACGGAUGACUUCUCCGGUUCUGAUGGCUUGGAUGACGAAUUUGAUACCGAUGAUAGUGAAAUGUGGACCGACGCGUCGGAAAAUUCGGAGGAUUCGGAAGAAUCGGAGGAUAGUGGUCUAACGUACCUGCGCCAACCGUACGACAGCGAUAGUUACGACGAGGAUUAUGAUCCAUCGGAUUCAGACCUGUUGGAUUCCGACUACGAAGAGGACGGCCCGGAGGAUGUAUACAUACCGCGAGGGACGGCACACAUCUACGAUAUCGACGACGAUACCGUCCCGUUCGGCGAGGGCAUGUCGCAAAUAAUUGAAAUUCCGAACAACGACGAUGAGGAGUGGGCCAAAAAAUCAGCCAACACUGAUCCAUCGUCGGACACGGACAUACCGCCAUUAGUUCCGAUUUACGACGUGCACGGCGAAUUCAUAGACAGCCCGGAGAAACUGCCAAAGCAGUUAGUGGAAACUCCGGCCACCGCUGCCGCUUCAAAAGUUGUUGCUCCUGAGAAGGAGGCUGUGGAAACUCCUGAACAGCAGGAGGCAAUAGAAACUCCUGAACAGCAGGAGGCAAUAGAAACUCCUGAACAGCAGGAGGCUAUGGAAUCUCCUGAAAAGGAGGUUAUGGAAACUCCAGAACAGGAGGUUAUGGAAACUCCUGAACAGGAGGCUAAGGAAACGGUUCCGAUCGAAGCGGAAGUGAAAACCAACGGCAAGCAGAAGGAGAAUGAGGAUGACUCGUCAUCAUACACCGACGAGGAAGUUGAGAGAGAGGUGGAGAAGGAUGUGAAGGAUUGUGCGGACCCGUAUGUGGAUGAGCCAGAGCAUACGAAAUUUUAUCGCUUCUACAAUGCUAUCGACAAGCGGAUGGCGCUCGCGGUUUUGAAGAAUCACAUUUACUUCUACGGACACUUGACCGUGCAGGCACUGUUCGGUCAGGUCGAAAUAAUGGGCUACCGGUUGGAAAUGGCCGAGACAAGAACGGUCACUGCCGCGCGCGGCUACAAUGCGGUCAGUCUCAUUCCAUUGCCAUCACCGGAAUUGUUCAAUAAGGCCGCGUUCAAGAAUGUCCUGCAGAAGUUAAGACCCCAUUUCAUCGAUAUCGACAUGGAUGCGCUGCUGGCAACAUUCGAUCCAUCGGAAUCGGUGCUCGUGUUGCUGCAAGUUGAGCCGGACGGAAGCACCUCGCUCCCUGUGAUCUGUAACUACCUCGAUGAGUUCAACCUAUUCCCGACCCCGAUCUCGCUCCGGGUCCAAUCGUCCUUCAGCCUAACGCAGCAGCUGUUGGAGGUGGAAUUGCUAACUCCCGACGUAACAAAGGUCCGCUCCGUUCCGCUCUUCCAGAAGAAUCCAAUCUGGGACAAGGUGCAGCUUCGCAAGUCCAGCCGAUUGAUGGUGAUCGGUGGCAAAGAUGCCGGCAAAUCGACCCUCUGUCAGUUCCUAAUCAACCGGCACAUCAGAGAGUUCGGACGUAUCGUGUUGCUCGACCUGGACAUCGGGCAGCCGUUGGUUCACCUGCCGGAAACGAUCAGUGUGAGUGUGCUGACGGAUCCGAUCCUUGGGGUGGGAUGCUUUGCAAAAGCUCAACCGCCUUCUCAAUGCCUACUGUUCGGAAGCGUCAACGUUGUAUCCUCCCCAGUGUUGUACAUUAAAAAUGUGCAACAAUUGGUGGAGCACUGCGAGGCAAAUGCCGAACUGAAGGACGUACCGUGGAUCGUCAACACGAUGGGAUACACUACCGGGUUCGGCGAAGAACUGAUGGCGGCCCUCAUCCAUCUGGUGCAGCCCACGGAGCUGAUACAGCUGCAAAUUCCGCGCUCGGUGAAAGGGUCCAAUAACUACGAGCACGUGCAUAAAGACAAAAAUGUUCAGGCUUACAAAUUUAACAUUUUGUUCGACGAAAUGGCUGAGCAUCUGCGAAAGGGGUAUCAGUUGCAGUACCGGUUUCGUAAAAUCAGUGUUAAGUAUGAGCGGCCUGCAGCUCCAUUGAGUAGCGUCAAACGUCGAACGCUGUCCAUCAUGACCAAGCUGAUUGGAAUAUUGAACGAUGAAACGGAAUGGUUUACCGACGUUAAACCUGUCUGCGCGUCUCUUGACGACAUACAAGUCCUAGUAAUGCGAGACGAGUGCAUGGCGCCCGCGAAAGGAAUUUUACCAAAUAUCCUCAACGCCAUGAUGGUAUACCUCUGCGAACCGAUGGCCAACGGUCAGCAGUAUAUUUGCCUCGGCGUAGGUAUCGUACGCGCCGUCGACCAGAAUAACAUGGUCCAUCUCCUGCACAGCCUGCCACCUGAGCAGCUCGAAAAGGCCAAGGUCUUGGCACUGUGCACGACCAGCCUGCCGGACUCUAUCUACUUGCGGCUCAACGCAAAAAUGGACGGUACCAUUCCGUAUCUGCAAAAUGUCGGGUAGAGGAAAAGCUAUGCGCAAUUGCGUGCGAAAGCGUGUUAUGUUUAUUUAUUAUCUUAAAAAGGAUAGAACUGAGGGAAUGAAUUGAAAACAACCGUUCAACAACAACAAGUGAGAAAUAAAAGUUGUACUGAGAGGCCGAGAGGCUUCAGCGCUGGAAGAACAAAAACGAAACAUGUUUUAUCUACGAUUAUUUUCAUUUCAUAACUUACAUUGUAAGGAAUUAGAUUUGCCUUCACUACUUUUGUAUCUGAAGGUAGUAAAAGGU
Molecule: messenger RNA, 3369 nt
Organism: Anopheles coustani
Lineage: Eukaryota; Metazoa; Arthropoda; Insecta; Diptera; Culicidae
Product: polynucleotide 5'-hydroxyl-kinase NOL9
Exons: 3
Coding region: 150-3104 (984 amino acids)
Biological process (GO): cleavage in ITS2 between 5.8S rRNA and LSU-rRNA of tricistronic rRNA transcript (SSU-rRNA, 5.8S rRNA, LSU-rRNA)
Cellular component (GO): nucleus
Molecular function (GO): polynucleotide 5'-hydroxyl-kinase activity
Source: RefSeq, a predicted model, not a curated record